AUGGGCGGUGCGUUCCCGGCUGUGCAGCAACUUCAUGGACCCAUUGAGGAACAAGCUCGGCUUGCGUGCCACCCUCAUAUAGUUUUGCAUUUUGCCAAUCGGACUUCUCAAGCAUGGCUUCGCUCGGUUUUGUUGGCUGAGACGGACGAAGCUAAAGCUUUGUUGCGCAAUUGGCAAGAGAAAACUAUUCUGGCCGUUGAAAGCAUCAUGUCUUCCUGUGCAGGCACAGGUCGAUUGCACUUUGAAGAAAUUCCGUUUCGAGAAGACAUCGACUUGAAGCCCCAGCCGUACAGUGAGAAGUGGCGGGAAGAAGAUCGUUUUGAUGGCGGUGCAGAAGAAGAUGUCAAGGAGCCCGAGAAGAAACGUACUUCUGUUACGGUGGUGCCACCUGUGGUCGAUUAUCAUAUACGAAAAGCUAUGACAGGAGAAUCUGCUACAUCUUUUGAGGAGACAAAGCAAAAGGUGAACAUCAAGCAUAUCCCUUUGACUGGAUGCGUCAUGGCGCGCUUGCCACAUUAUCGUCUACCGGUGUCAGGGUAUGCUGCAUGCAGUUGCUCACUAUGUGCAAAGGCUCGGACAGAUGCUGAGGAACGUUCGACGAGUGGUUUUCCCAUUGAUGCGAAAGAAGACAUGCAGCAACAGUAUAUUGCGAACUUUUGCGAAGACUUGCAUGCUGUGUGUGCUUUGUCUGGCCACCUGCACGAACACAAGAACACGUGUUUCAAGUAUGUUGUGGUCGCAAGGACCGGAAAGGACCCUUUGCUGCCUGUGUGGCCCGGGGAAGGUAUCCGCUUGACUUUGGCAGCUAUGGUGGCGCAUCGUGGCAAUUUGAAUUAUCAGGAUUGUCGUCGAACGUUGACUGCUGGCUUUGACAGGGAGGAACUUGACUUGUUGCGUGAUCUGGGCGCAAAUUCUAUGCCGAUGUCGUCUGGAAGCAGUGGCUCAGUCCCUGGCAAUGACUUGUUGACACGACAAACAAAGAUCAUUGGAUCAGAAGCAACAGGCCACCAGCAGCGAGUGCGCUUUAGAGUUGUCAUUACUUCCGCUUUCAUUCUUGCUAAUGAAUUUUGGACAUACCAGGGUUUGCAGUGGAUUGGCAACUCGGAGGUCAGGGACCGUGCCCAGAAAAGAGCAGCCCAGUUUUUGACACCGUAUCUGGAUGGCCUCAUGUGCAAAAGGUUGAGUCGGACAUGUUUGGCUUUGUACCGGUUGGAGUUUGAGAGAACAGGUGCCGCCGAUGCUAAUCGAGUGGGCGAUCGAUUUUUGAGCCCGGAAUGCAGACUUCUUCAUGGAUAUGUGAAAGAAUGCGUCGUGGAAAGCAUUCGCACUGGUAUUCAAACCAGUUUUUAUACUUGCGCCUACACCACCAAACCUUCCAUGACGUGUGGACCCAUGCUGAAGCAUUUGACUCAUGGGAUGAAGAAUCUGGAGGAGAAAAUGCAAGCUGAAGCCGAGCAAGAGGAAGCUCAGCGGCUUCAGCUUGCAUACCCGCUGCCGGCCGUGCGAGAAGGUCGAGGCUUGACUGCUGAGCAGCGGGAGGCCCGACGCCGCUUGUGCCGCCUUUGGACUUCAGCGAACCACGCAGUCAUGCAUGGCUUCUGUCUCAUGUCUCUCCAGCUUAUGACAGGCCGUGAAGUGUUACGGACGCACAUCUUCUGGCGCAUCAUGAUGAAGCGAGUACUUUGGGGCGUGUUUGAAGAAAUGCGCAGAAACGCUGAAAAACUCGCAGAUUCGUUUGAGCUACAGACAACCGCUGCAGUCGAGGACAUUGAGCUGCCGCCUGCAGGGACACAAGCAGCGGACACGCGGGCCACUUCUUUCUAUGAGGACUACUUGCAUCGAGGAAUCGCAGAGCCAUUAGCUUCUAUGAACUUGUAUGUCUAUGCAGUGCAUGUCAGUGCUGUGCCGUUACAGGAAGCUGGCAAGUUUGACCAUGGUGAGUUUGAUUUUUCGGAACACUAUGUCAAAGCGAAGACGCAUGUGCAGGUUCUUCAUGCGGCUCCUCGUAUUCCUUAUUUGCAUGGAAUAUCGAUGCCCACAAAACAGAAAGAUCCGGACAUGUGGGCUGCCGUACAUAUUGCCUUACUUCGAAAACAUUGCUGUGAAGAUGAGAAUGUUUGCGGUCAGGCGAGCGCUGUUCGCCAUAUUCACAUCUUCCCUGGAAAGUCGCGUGUGCGUGUGGUGUCUCCUGGCAACGAUGCUCGUAUAGUGCGAGAUUCCACUGGUGUGUUGGCGGAAUGGAAAGCUACUGAAGCCCGUGUGCAGUGCUUGGCAGACCGCGCAGAUGUUGUGGAUGUAACUGCUUUGCGCCAAUACAAAGUUCCUGGAACUGUGGAAAACUGUGAUGUCUUGGAGUCUUUGCUGAAGAUGUUUACAGAGUCAAAUCGCCCAAAGACGCGUCGCACCUGGAAACAAGGUCGGCGCAAGCGGACAGUCUGCAGUACCGUACCGCUGGUAUCUGAAAGGAUCCUUGGAAAUAUUUUCGAUUAUGUGGGACAUUUGACGACAGAGGACGGUGAAGCUGUUUUGCUCGGGAAUAGUCCGGAACAUUUUGACACUUGUGUGUUGCAUCGACCAGACUUGGCUGCUGCAAAGCGAUGCUCUUACGGAUGGCAUAAUGAACAACUGACAGCCGCGGAAUACGUCGCCACCAUUAGCCGAGAAAUUUCCGCUAAUUUGGAUUUCAUGGCUGAAGCUCGGCGACGACCCAGACCUGGUGUUUUGCAUCCAACUGCCACCGAUGAGAAAGAAGAUGUGGGUCUACAAGGCGAAUUCGUGAAUGUAGAGGAUGUGGAUGACAUUCAAGAUCCAGAUGCAGACGAUGUGGAUCAAGACACGUCUCUUCGACCGGACAUUCAAUACAAACCGAUCUUGCAUGUGGCAUCCAAUGAUUUAUUUGACAUGGUGCAUCGCAGGAACGUGGGCUCGGGUCGGGCAAGUGCCAGCACCAAACGUUCAGAAGAAUUCUUGCGUCAAUAUGGUGGAAAAUAUUUGGAUAUGAAAGAAUCCCGUCCUUGCGCACGGGCUCCUGACACGGAUGUGCAGAGGCGUGCUACUUUCAACGUCGUUGCUGGCUUGAAGGCGCAGAAGUUUUUACAAGAAUCUCGAAAAGAAAAAGAUGAAAAGUUGAUGGACGCAUCAAAAGAUGAAUUCUUGCCCGGAAACGCUAGUCUUUUGGAAGUUCCCGUGAGCAUGGCUCCUGAGACUGAGGUACUUGUUCUCUCUCCUGCUGACAUGGCGUUGCGACUGUUGCAACAACGUCUGCCGACACGUCAGGCUGAUGGUACGUACCAAAUCUCGCCAGAUCAGUACAAGGCAUGUGUGUUGGCGAUAGCGCCCCUGCAGAAAUUAUGGGUCAAGGCGGGUGAGCAUGAUCUGCAGCAUUGUUUCGGCGCACGUGGCCGCCUUCGCGAGUUGCUGGCAUUGGCACUGGGGAAGAGGAAGACUCGGAGAAGUCGUGAUGCUGACGAUGUGGCUGAAGCUUCCCACGUCGCUGUGGAUACAGCCUUGCAAUCUUUACCAGGCUUCCCGGCGGCCCACCAAUUGCCGAAGCCGAUUGGUUUGGACAAAACUGGUGGUUUUGUGUAUGAAGACAAUGUGUGGCUCCUUGCAGUGUCAAAGACUCAGCAACCAGAUGUUGGCAACAGGAAACGUCCCUGGCCUGGAAAAUCUACUGCAGAUCGAACGAUGUUUUGCCAGAGCUGGCAGUUACGGUUGUCGACUUUAUCCCGGGCUGCUGAUGAUUAUUUGUUACGCGAGCACAGAUUGCGUGCCUUUGCAGCUGAUGCCGGCGCUGGCGGCGACUGUUUCUUUUUGUCUGUGGCGGCAGCAUUGGAAACAUUGCGGGCUGAACAGCACAACUUGCCUUUGUCACUGGAGCAGCUGUUUUCUGUUGAUGUGAGUCGUGGGGCGAUGGUCAGACGUUUGCGUGGCAUUGUUGGCCAAGGUGUUAUGAAUUGGGGUCCCAAACAGUUUCUUGAUUUUGCCACGACAUGUUUGGCCAACGAAGUUGCAGGUAUGUGGUUGGAUUCUUGGAAGAUGUCGCGGCUGAUCGCGAACACACCGUUUGCUUUUCUGCAAGGCGUCAAUAGCGUUCAUGACCUGACGCUGGACGCAGCCAACGCAUUGAUUUUGCAUUGCAAGCAUGGAGAGAGUCCAAACCUUGUGCAGCAUAGAAUAGAUGCAGGCAGGGAUGUGCUGACAAAAAUGCAGCGAGCUGUGGCUGACAACAUCAGCCAGGUUUGUCUUUCUGGCGUGUCUUGCUGGCGUGUCUCCGGCAAUCGGCUGAUGAUGGACUGCGAUCAUUGCAGCCAACUGCAGCAGAAGACGCGUUGCCACAUGGACUUUCGCAGUAGAAGGCGCGCCGUACCUUGGCUCCUCCUCAUUACGAUGGGGCUGGGGACCUCGGUGAGCGACGUGGCGGUAGCCGGCAAGAAGGGAUGCUUCUUUUCUGCCAGCCGGGAUAGGUCCAUUCGACGCUGGGAUUGCAAGACCCUGGAGAGCGACUUGCAACUGGCGCAUGCUCAAGGCGAUUGGCUCACGGCCCUGGCCUUGUCCGUCAGUGAGGAGGUGCUCUUCAGUGGUGGCAAGGACUCCAUCAUCAAGGUCUGGGAUGGAGAUCUGCAUUGCAAGGAUAUGUUGCAAGGUCACCGGGGGCCGAUCUCCGAUUUGUUGACCAUCGACAAUCAUCUCUUCUCUGCUUCACAUGACCGCACUGUUCGUGUUUGGAAGAUAGACCACUUCGACACCUAA
Cladocopium goreaui is the source of this 4752-nucleotide messenger RNA. The record is from the annotation of a GenBank genome assembly. Lineage: Eukaryota; Dinophyceae; Suessiales; Symbiodiniaceae.